Symbiodinium sp. CCMP2456 is the source of this 783-nucleotide messenger RNA. The record is from the annotation of a GenBank genome assembly. Lineage: Eukaryota; Dinophyceae; Suessiales; Symbiodiniaceae.
AUGUGGAGAUGUUUGCUGGCUCUGUGCAUUCUGGAAUCUCAAGGACGUUUCCAAAGCCUGCGUGCGGAUCUGCUGGAACCCAAGUGCCUGCUGGCAGCACCAGGGCUGUCGGCAGCCAUCCACCGCUUCCUUGGCAAGCUUGACCGCAGCGCGCCCCAUGCCACUGCGCCUGCUUCGGCCACUGAGCGCGUGCAGGUGGAGGCUGGCGAGGCGGCUCUUGCCGAGGCUGCCGCAAGGGCGGGCUGCAAUCUGGCGAGCCUGGAAGCGAGGAAGCACAAAAGCGCCGUCUCCUCCGCAUCCCGCAGCCUGAUCAGCUUGGUGGACUCCCUCGGGGACCUGCGCCUGAUGCCGUCGAGUAGAGGAGAAGCAGCGCAGGGGGCUACGAACACCACCUUCUUCUACGAAAGCGUGGACCAGGAAUCGGGCCGCAUCGGCACCGGCAUGCUUGGGCAGGGCUGUGGUGACAGGAGCGUUUCUGCGGUGGCCAUCACAGUCACACAAGAGCCACAAGAGCCCCCCUUCCUGUGGACCAACCUGACCGGCGCGAGCAUGAGCUUCAAGGUUGGUCCGCCCUGCGCCGGCACCUACCUGAUCUCGGGCAAGAUGUGGCCUACGAAAGCGACGGCCGAGGGGAUCUCGGGCAAGAUCCGCGCGGGCUUCGUGAACCUGCGGUCCACCAUGACUGGCACCUGGAGUACAGGGCCCUCGGGCCUGGAUGGGAACCUGACGGUGGCUUUUCAAGAGCUUUUGGACGUGGAGUGGACCUUGAAGCCGGAGCCCUGA